AAGCCGUUUCCCCGACCUUUUUCCACUUUAACACGCUAAAUAAAUCAAUCGCCAAAUAAACUAGUCAACGGAUGAACAUUAAACAUGUGAUUAGGUAUCGAAUCAGAAUUUAAUAAUCUAAACAUAAGAGUUGUUAAGCAGAUUAAUCAAACAAUCUACCCACUUUUUUUUUUAUUCACUAAAAGUUUCUACUUCGAAUUGUUUCUCUGGUAUCCACCAAAACAAACAUGAUUAACUUACACAAAAUUCAAAUUUUGCAGCUAAUCUUGAUCUCAACUUUAAUCUCUUUUUCUCAAUCACAACCCAAGAUUAUCAAGUCUCUACCUGGUUAUCCUGGCAAUCUACCUUUCACCCUCGAAACCGGAUAUAUAGGGGUUGGAAAAUCAGAGGAAGUGCAAUUAUUCUAUUACUUCAUAGAAUCAGAAAGAAAUGUAGAAGAAGACCCUCUUCUGCUUUGGCUCACUGGAGGUCCUGGUUGCUCUGCUUUCUCUGGCCUUGUUUAUGAAAUUGGUCCACUAACAUUCAAUUACAGUGCUUCUGAUUCAGCUAGCAUACCACAAUUUCAGCUAAAUCCAUAUUCAUGGACAAAGGUAGCUAGCAUUAUAUUUCUAGAUUCUCCGGUUGGCACUGGGUUCUCAUAUGGAACAACCCCAGACGCAUACUACAGUGAUGACAUAUUACAAUCAAAACAUGUAUAUGAAUUUUUGAGAAAGUGGCUUUUGGAACAUUCUAAAUUCAAAACAAAUUCUUUGUACAUAUCAGGAGACUCAUACUCAGGCAAGAUUGUUCCUAUUGUUGUCAACGAGAUUCUAAAUGGGAACAAAAAUAGACUCAUACCGAAAAUGAAUUUGAAUGGAUAUAUACUUGGAAACCCAUUAACAGAUGAUCACGUAAGUAAAAAUGCAGGACCUAAGUACAUGCAUCGUGUAUCACUACUUUCUGAUGAGCUUUAUGAGUCUGCCAAAACAAAUUGCAACAAUGAAUUUACAAAUAUAGAUGCUAACAAUACAAAGUGCUUGAAGUCAGUUCAAGCUAUAUCAGAAGAAAGCGAUCUCAUCUGCUCACCGCAUAUCUUAGAACACAAGUGCACGUUUGUAUCUCCUAAGCCCAAAAAAGAGGUUCCAACACGAAAUCAUACAAACGAUGAUCCUCUAAAUUUUCUCCGUGGCAAACAAAAAUGUCGGAAUACCCAUUAUAUGCCCUCCUACACAUGGGCAAAUGAUAUACAAGUCCAAGAGGCACUUCACAUUCGAGAGGGGAUGGUUGAUUAUUGGGUUAGAUGUAAUCGCAGCUUAUCCAUGUAUACGAACAGUGUUCAAAGCAGUAUAAGCUAUCAUAAAAGUUUCGCAAAAUAUUUUCUUCGAGCAUUGAUAUACAGUGGAGACCAAGAUAAAUCAAUAUCAUAUGUGGACUCACAAGAUUGGAUCAAGCAAUUAGAUCUCUCAACGGACAUGCAUUGGAGACCAUGGUUCGUUGAUGGACAAGUAGCAGGAUAUGUUACGGAAUAUUUACGCUUUCCUUAUCGCUUAACGUUUGCUACCAUUAAGGGAGGAGGGCACACUGCGCCAGAGUAUAAGCCUCGAGAAUCGCUUGCCAUGAUUGACAGGUGGCUCGGAUUGAGCUCGUUAUAGUAUCACCUUAAAUAUAACGUACUUCGUAACUUUUUCGUUUGUUCGUUUGACGAAUGACAUUAUCAAGUACUGAUAGUUUUGUGCCUGGGCAUUAUUGUUGAAUGAGUUUGUCUCCAAUGUCAAAUAUAAAUACGUAUUAUUGAUAUAAAUCGAUUAUAUUCUUUAAA
Chenopodium quinoa (quinoa) is the source of this 1798-nucleotide messenger RNA. Its product is annotated as serine carboxypeptidase-like 1. Gene Ontology annotation, molecular function: acyltransferase activity, transferring groups other than amino-acyl groups; serine-type carboxypeptidase activity. The coding region runs from base 228 to 1631 and encodes 467 amino acids. The record is from RefSeq and is a predicted model, not a curated record. NCBI's taxonomy places the organism in Eukaryota, Viridiplantae, Streptophyta, Magnoliopsida, Caryophyllales, Amaranthaceae. Gene Ontology annotation, biological process: secondary metabolic process; proteolysis. The transcript is spliced from 14 exons.